AUGGACGAGGUCCCAAUUGAAAAGCGACCGAAAUAUGGGCUGAAUAUUUACGGAGCCAUUGCAGUAAAUCCGUACAAGUUAACCAUCCUAUGCGAGGAAAUCGGCAUUCGGUAUCACUACAUUAUCGUGGAUCAUAGCAAUGGAGAGCAAAAGAGCCCCUGGUUUACCAAGAUCAAUCCGAAUGGUCGCCUUCCAGCAAUCGUCCAUGUCAAAGACGACGGGUCUUCAGUAUCGCUUUGGGAGAGCGCAGCAUGCUUGAUGUACAUUGCGUCAGAGUUUGACCAGGAACAUCAUGUGUCGUAUCCUACGGGAAGUGAGGAGUACUGGCAAAUGAUUGCUUGGUUAUCAUGGCAGAUAUCUGGGCAAGGGCCCAUGAUGGGUCAAGCGUGCCACUUCCUGCGAUACGCAACUGAAAGCGUCCCUUAUGGCUUGAAGCGCUACACAGCGGAAUGUCGCCGGCUGUACCAUGUUCUGGAUGUCCAUUUAUCAUCAAGUCCAUUUGUGGCCGGAUCACGCCUUACCAUUGCCGACAUAUCUAUAUACAUCUGGGCGCUCUCUGCGAAGUGGUGUGGCGUGGACAUUGAAGAGUUUCCUGCCGCUAAAGCGUGGCUUGAUGCGCUAUCACAACGACCAUCAUUCCAAAGAGGGCUGAACGUGCCAGCACCAUAUCCUUUUACUGACCUGAAGGUCUCAAACCCGAAGAGAGCAGCAUUCUACAGGUUAGUAGAAAAGAAAGGAACAAAAUCAGUGCAAAAGGAUACAGAUAAAUGGGCCAAGAAUGCCGGGAUGCUGUAG
Molecule: messenger RNA, 795 nt
Organism: Neoarthrinium moseri
Lineage: Eukaryota; Fungi; Ascomycota; Sordariomycetes; Amphisphaeriales; Apiosporaceae
Exons: 4
Coding region: 1-795 (264 amino acids)
Source: RefSeq, a predicted model, not a curated record